Rosa rugosa (rugosa rose) is the source of this 1416-nucleotide messenger RNA. RefSeq lists its product as uncharacterized. Bases 1 to 1416 code for a protein of 471 amino acids. The transcript has a single exon. The record is from RefSeq and is a predicted model, not a curated record. NCBI's taxonomy places the organism in Eukaryota, Viridiplantae, Streptophyta, Magnoliopsida, Rosales, Rosaceae. Gene Ontology annotation, molecular function: zinc ion binding; nucleic acid binding.
AUGGCUAGGCAUGCAGUCAUUUGCCCCUGGUCGUUCUUAGAUGUAGAGAAGCACACUUUGCCUCGCUCGUAUGCCUCGGUGCUCGCAAAACCAGUGAUUUCUGUGGCCGACCUCCCGCCACCGGAAAUGCAUGAAGGCAGAACAACAGUGACAAUUUCAGAGGAGGGGUACCGUCUUGGAUUGGAGAAGUGUAAACAUAUGCUUUUGGCACGCCUCCAUUUGGCUCCGGGAGAAAAGCACUAUUCUCAUACCGACCUUCAUAAGAAACUGAGCCUUGUCUGGGGAGCGAUAGGUCCUUGGCGUUUCAUUCCGAUGGGUAAGGGGUAUUUUACCUUCUGUUUUUCCUCUGAGGAGGUGCUCGCCAUGGUAUGGGGAAUAGGGGCUAUUGCGUUAAAGCCUGGAAUUCUGAGAUUUAUGCAGUGGACUCCCAAUUUUUCUCCAUCCAACCAGAGAAACACUAAUGCUCAAGUGUGGGUGCGGAUUUGGGACUUGGGUUUAGAAUUUUGGGAACCUAUUACUCUUUUUGAGAUUUCUCAUGGAAUUGGUGUUCCUAUUAAAGUUGAUCAGCAAACUUUGGAUAGGAGGUGUGGCAUGUAUGCUAGGGUUUUGGUAGAUGUUGAUUUGUCCUCUGAUCCUCCAUGUGAAUUGACGGUACGUAGGAAAACUGGGGAGAUGGUGGUGGUGGAGGUGGAGUACGAGCGCCUCCCUGACUUCUGCUAUCACUGUGGGAAUGUGGGCCAUAGGGUUUCUUCAUGUAAUUUGUUACAGAAAUGUACAAAUUCAAGGCAGCAUGAGGAGACUGAGGGUGCUCGUGGCCGUUCACGUAUGCCCCGUCGCCGCCGACGUAAAACUAAGCAGGUUUAUGUUCAAAAACAGCAGGAAGAACACGCUAAUGGGAAGCAAGUGAUUGUUGCCAAUACUCCUCCUCCUGUGAUAGAUGAUCCUAGAGAAGGGCCGUCUUUCACUACGAGGUCUCCCCUUCCUAAUCCUAUUGCAACACAGCUAAUGGGUAAUGCAAGUGGUACAGAUGGUAACAUGGAUCUUGCUGUGGAAGUGGAGCUUCCUGCUCCUUCCAUUGUGCAACCUGUGGAGCCGGUCAUCAGGGAGAUACAGAUACCAGUGGCUAAUAUGCCUCUACUUGAGAAGGUGCGGCCAAGUAGGGAUAAGGAGCUUGAAGAUUCUAGUGAAAAUGAUAGUGCUCAGAAUGUUAAUGGUGAGGAGGUAGUGAUACCAGAGCCUUUAAAGGUGGUUGCCUCCUCUCAAACUUCUCUUUGGUAUGAAGAAACUCAUCGUCUUGAGGAAGAAGAAGAAUUUACAACAGUUGUGUCCAAAGCUCAGAGGAAGUCUAUGCGUAGGGCAACUCAAAAUGAAAACAGGGAGGAGUACCUCCGUCGUACUAAAAUGGUUUCUCAAUGA